Hyla sarda is the source of this 1964-nucleotide messenger RNA. It is a transcript of the gene NSDHL, whose product is annotated as NAD(P) dependent steroid dehydrogenase-like. NCBI's taxonomy places the organism in Eukaryota, Metazoa, Chordata, Amphibia, Anura, Hylidae. The coding region runs from base 168 to 1205 and encodes 345 amino acids. Gene Ontology annotation, molecular function: 3-beta-hydroxy-Delta5-steroid dehydrogenase (NAD+) activity. Gene Ontology annotation, biological process: steroid biosynthetic process. The transcript has 8 exons. The record is from RefSeq and is a predicted model, not a curated record.
GCCAAUCGGGUGUGAGCGCCUGAGCUCUGCCGAUUCUCAGCCCAUUGACUGUUGUACUGUGCAUGUUAUACUGGGAGGACCGGGCGAUCUGCACAGAAUACAGGGGAGGAGAGCCGAGUGCAGCCGCUUACGGGACACAGGUGACUUUUGGGUAAAUCACUUAAGAAAUGGCGACACGAAUACGACCUGCCAGUAAGAAGUGCACUGUGAUCGGCGGAUCUGGGUUUCUAGGACAGCACAUGGUGGAGCGGCUGUUAGAUAAAGGAUACUCCGUCAAUGUGUUUGACAUCCGCCAGGGCUUUGAGAACGAGCGAGUGCAGUUCUUCAUCGGAGAUCUGUGCAGUAAGACGGAUUUGUUACCAGCGCUUCAAGGUGUGAAUGUUGUUUUCCACUGCGCUUCACCAGCCCCUUAUAGCAACAACAAAGAGCUGUUCUACAGAGUCAACUACACGGGAACGAAGACAAUCAUUCAGGCCUGCAAAGAAGCCGGCGUUCAGAAACUGGUGUUGACCAGCAGCGCCAGUGUUGUAUUUGAAGGCACAGACAUCAAGAACGGAACCGAGGACCUUCCGUAUGCUGAAAAGCCCAUUGACUACUAUACAGAGACGAAGAUACUGCAAGAAAAGGAGGUUUUGGCAUCAAAUGACCCAGCCAAUAACUUACUGACUGUGGCGAUUCGCCCUCACGGCAUCUUUGGCCCAAGAGACCCACAGCUCAUUCCUAUAAUGGUGGAGACGGCAAAAAGUGGCAAGAUGAAAGUCAUGAUAGGAAAUGGGAAAAAUUUGGUGGAUUUCACGUAUGUGGAGAAUGUAGUACACGGCCAUAUCCUGGCAGCUGAAUAUCUACAGAAGGACUCUCCUCUUUGUGGAAAGGCAUACCACAUCACAAACGAUGAGCCCAUUCCAUUCUGGACAUUCAUUUCCCGGGUCCUGGUUGGCCUAAACUAUGAAGCCCCCAAGUACAAGAUUCCCUAUUGGUUGGCCUAUUACCUGGCAGUGUUUGUCUCUUUCCUGGUGUUCAUCCUCAGUCCAAUUGUCACCAUUAAGCCAACCUUUACACCCAUGAGAGUUGCCCUGGCUGGAACCUACCACUAUUACAGCUGUGAGAGGGCCAAGAAGGACAUGGGCUACAAGCCGGUGGUCAGUCUGGACAAAGCUAUAGAGAAAGCCGUCCAAAGCUAUCCACAUCUGAGGAGACCCAGUUAGUAGGGGGGCGGGGCUUGGAAGAUGCCUCAAUGGAUAUCCGUUAUGUAAAAUAUUUUCUACAAGUCAUUGAAGAAGUGGUGAUGCUGCCAGUAGUGACCAGGAGACAUGUAGAUCCAACAUGGAGACAUUUACUAUAGAAAACUCCUUCUAGACCUAGUUUUCUAGGUCUUUUUGUUUUUAUGGAAAUUUAAAGGGUAAACAUAUAAAAAUAAACAACGUAAGUGUUAGAAACAGCUUCCAUAACUUGGAGAGAAAAUGAAAAAAAAAUGCUAUAAAUCCAGAAAGAAGAUGUCCAGCACAUUGGGUUCAAUAAAACAGGAGAACCAUCUCAUGGAAACAGCAACUGAGAUGCAAACUCCGACGUGUUUUGGAUGCACUUAGACGCUUAGUCGUGCCAUGAGUAAGGGUCCAAGCAGAUCCGGAACAUGUCGACAUUUCAGGUGCUGUUUCCACAAGAGGAUACAUUAAAGUAUUCCUUUUUUAUAUUGCCCCCAAUGUUGAGCAUCAUCAUCUUUCUGGAUUUCACUGAACUCUUCUGGAGCUGUUGAACAAUUUGAUUGUUGGAAAAUGCUGUAAAUUGGUUACUAUAGGCAACAUCACAUUUAUUCUUCUUAAUCAGUGGGCCUCCGACUUUUAAUUUAAGGACACAUUUUUAAUGCAGUUCAUUCUUUUUUCAUUUUUUUCUGUAAUUUAACUGUAAAUGUUCAUAUUGAAUAUAACAUUCCUUAAUAUUGAAUUAUUAUUAAACAGUGUAAAACA